Messenger RNA from Alternaria burnsii, 1842 nucleotides. RefSeq lists its product as uncharacterized. The record is from RefSeq and is a predicted model, not a curated record. The transcript has 3 exons. Lineage: Eukaryota; Fungi; Ascomycota; Dothideomycetes; Pleosporales; Pleosporaceae. Bases 1 to 1842 code for a protein of 613 amino acids.
AUGGCGCCCAUCCGCGAGACUCUUCGCAACACGGCGAGCCGUGUAGUAGAUGUACUGAAGCAGAAGGCUUACGUCCAUUAUCAACACGGAUGCCUGAAGCUCGAGACUAAUGCUCGCGUCCUCAAGCAAUCCAUUGAGAGCACUGCCCCUUAUCUGGUUCUGACUGGCCUGAGCAACGUCUGUGCUAGCUCCAAUCGUGCUCCACUACCACCGCCAAGCAAGAAGCAGCAGACUUCUCGCACCUCAACCACAGGACGUAUCGAGAAGCCAAAGCGUCAUGUCUCCCCCGCAGAGCGAGAUUUCCGGUGGUAUGAUAUGAAGAUGAAGAGGGAGGCUUCCGAGAUGGCGCGCGAGAAAGAGAUCCGCCUCCGAGAGGAGCAGUUGAAGAUGGCAGAGGAGAAGAAACGAAAGAAAGAGCUUCGCGCUUCAUCCGAUCAGUGGGCGGUGGAUCGUCAUAUGAGUAUCAAGGCGUCCCGCUCUCAGUGGACGCCGCCACCACCGCCGCCAUAUGUGCCCGAAAAGUCACCCUACAGUGACGAAUUUUACGCGAAUCAGACCCCUGAGGAGCGUCACAAGUUCAUCCACGAGAGGUUGACCAAUAUCCUUGGCGAGGAGAAGAUGAAAGCUCCGAUCCUUCCUUCUGGUCACAAUCCUAUAGAUCCCGUCAUUGCAGAGCAUAACAAGCGUGUAGCCACUGAAAGUAUCAUCGACGCAUUCGAGUCUCGACGUGCUGAGAUUCAACGCCGCGUUGAUGAGCAGGUGUGGAUGGCUCAUCAAGCACACAAGGCUUACGUGAGGACAGAGGUUCUCUGGAACCACUACCACAACAUUUACCAGGGGCGCAUCAACAGACUUGCCAUGUACACUGGCGAGAUGGGCGACAACAUCGAUCUUUUAGACAACGCCAUCGCAAACAACGAUGUGUGGGAGGUGGCCAACACCGUUCAAUUCUUGACCCAGCAGAUCUUUGAACCCGUCCUCGGCCUGCUACAAGAGUGCGACCACGAGAUUCCACUGGCUGUAGACGAUGCCCAGAAGCUCAAGGCUAUUUGGCCUCUGGCGCGUCUCGAGGAGGUCUACGGGUAUCUGGUGAGCAAGGCUGAUGGUCUCGAGCCCCAGGUCGUCUUCAUGGCUCAGCUUAUUGAGGCCAUCGCCCAUCGGAUCAAGAAUCCGACACCGCUUGUGAACCCUCUUGAGCAAGAACAGCAACCGACCAACAACUUUUGCGCCGAUCACGGCUAUACAAACACCAAUAUAGCAGCAAGCCCUAAACCUAUUUCUGACAAUGGAGCUUCUGUAUUAGGUGCUGCUCCUGAAGGAGGAUUUUUGAUCCGUGGCAGAGCGUCUACAUCAGGUGUUGAUCCCGAUGACUACGUCCCGGGCGCUGCCACUUCCGCACCCGCAGGCUCUGGCAUAUCUAAGCUGACUGCUGCAACCCUCGCAAAAGCUGCUGACAAUCAGCUGGCCUGUCGUUCCGCUGGUUCCGAAAUCCCGUCCAUUACCGUUGAGCCAGUAGACAGUGUCGCGCGGCAAAACGUCAUCCAUUACAUUUCGACCGACAAUAUGGUCCUCGAAACAGAGAUCCAGGACAUGUUCCGCAACAACGAGAUCAAGAGCAAUCAUCGCCGUGCAGUCAAGGAGUGUAUUGAUGGUCUGUUGAAUGCCGCGAACGGUGAAGAGAGUAUCCUCGGCUCUAUGGAUGCCGGACACUACCGCUCACAGAUUGAGAAGUGCGUCACGAGGACUGACGCUCUUCCUCUGAAGAUUCGUCAGAACAAGGAUACUCAAGCUCUCAAGAAGCUUUGUGGCCGUGCGCUGAAGAUCUGGGCGAUUCAUGAUUAG